AUGGCCACUCUCUUCCGCAAGCGCUGUCCCUGGCAAAAGUUUAGUGAGCAGUGCCUACUGGAGUCGCAGGACUCCUGCUACCCGGAGGAGCAAUAUUUACAGACACCGCUCGACGUGACCGACCCCGCCGGCUGCACCUGGUACACGCUCACAUGCAUCAACUAUACUGACAGUGUCGACGGUGACCCACAGACUUAUGGCGUGCCAGAGGUGUCGCUGCUGCUCACUGCCAAGCAACAUCAGUCCAACAACUCCACCUAUGAGCAAAUGUUCGCGCGCAAGUUUGCGCCUGACUGCCUUGGCCCGCUCAUGGUCAUCGCGUACACUGUCAUCUUCAAAGAUUGA
Triticum turgidum subsp. durum (durum wheat) is the source of this 345-nucleotide messenger RNA. The record is from the annotation of a GenBank genome assembly. Lineage: Eukaryota; Viridiplantae; Streptophyta; Magnoliopsida; Poales; Poaceae.